This is a messenger RNA of Diplodia corticola, 1374 nucleotides long. RefSeq lists its product as uncharacterized. The coding region runs from base 1 to 1374 and encodes 457 amino acids. The transcript has a single exon. Lineage: Eukaryota; Fungi; Ascomycota; Dothideomycetes; Botryosphaeriales; Botryosphaeriaceae. The record is from RefSeq and is a predicted model, not a curated record.
AUGGGCAAACACUCCAACUUCCUGAGCAAGACGCUCAAGACCAUCCCCUAUCCCAGAAAGGGAUCGGAUCGGCGCCUCAAAGACGCCGAGAUCAAGCUCUCGCAGCUCGAAGAAGAGCUCGCGCUGCACAGGCGGCGAGAGGAGCUCACCGGCAAGCAGCUCGCAGAUGCGCGGGCAGAGAGCACGCUCUGGCAGAAAAAGUACGAGCAACUCCACGCCAUGGUCGGACGGCACGUCUGCGAGCAACAGCAACCCAAUCCCCACCCGAAGGGACCUCAACCACCACCGGGCCCGCCCCAGCGCCGCAGCACCACCAAAACCGUCUCAAGCCCGGCAGUACAGCUGCUGCCACCAACACCGGAGGAGGACCACCUGCAAGCCGAAGCAAUCGAAAAACCCGUCGCCGUCGCCAGAACCGUCUCCAUCCCAACAUCGAGCCCCUCCUCCUCCCUAGCCCUCGCCAUCCCCUCGCACCAAGGAAGCAACAGCAGCAACAACAACAACAACCACGAGGACUCCACCUCCACCAUCUCCCGUACCUCCACCUCCACCACCCUCACCCCGCCCUCCCCGUGCUCCACCCUCCACCACCAACCCCCACCAUCCACUACCACCACCAAGUCCAACCCCAACUCCCCCUCCCUCACCCUCACCCACCCCACCAACCAAACCCAAACCCAAACUCAACUCCUCCCCCUAGUCCCAUCAUCCCCCUCCCCUUCCCCCCACCUCGCGGCCGCCAUCACCACCCCCACGAUCUUCUUCGCCGCCCUCUCCGCCCUAGCCGCCCAUUCCUUCCUGCAUCGCGACGACCGUGUCGUCGACCGGCCGUCCGUCUACAGCCCGACGGCCUAUGGCCUGGACGCGGACGCGGACGCGACGCACGCGCCGGCCGGCAGCGACGUGGUCGUGCGGCUGCUCGGCCUGGGGCUCAUUGUGGUUGCGGUGCUGGGGGAGGUGGUGGUGGUGGGGUGGGGUCGGGGUGGUGGAGCAAGGAAGGUGGUGGUGAGGGGGUUGGUGUGCGAGGGUGGUGGGGACGAUGGCGGGGAGGAUGAGGAGGGGGGGGAUGAGGAUGAGGAUGUGGAUGUGGAAGGAGAGGAGGACGAGGAUGAGGGGAAUGUUGAGGAAGAGGAUGAUGAGGAUGAGGAUGAGGAGGAGGAGGAGGAGGAGGAGGAGGAGGAGGAGGAGGGAAAGGAGGUGGCUGUCUACGUCAACAAACAGGCGGCAUUGUCGUCAUCGUCGUCGUCGUCUUCCGUACAGCGGCGCUGGGCCUUCCUGAUGGUCGUGUGCGACGAGACGUGGUGUGCGCUGCUCAUGGCCAUCUUGGCGUCCGCGCUUCUGUUGUUCGAGGUGCUGGAUUUCGCCUUCUUGUAG